AUGCCAUCAGCACAUAUUGAACGUUAUAUACGUUCUAUAUUUGUACAAAAUAUACCAGCCGGUAUAACAGAAGAUCUUUUUCGACAAAUGUUAAGUCAAUUUGGAGUUCUAAUUCAUUUUCAUAUGUUUCUUGAUCCCAGUGGAACUAAUAAUACAAAUGAACAAAAUUUACAAACAUCAAGAGGUUAUGCAUUUGCAGAAUUUGCAUCGAAUGAAAUUGCACAAACAGUUAUCAAUAAAUUGAAUGGUCUUGAUCUAGGUGGUUUUCGACUUGUUGUUGAUUUACUUUCUAAUCAAGCUGAACCAAUUAUAAAUUUAUUCGAACAAUUAUGUGCUACAACGACAACUACUGUGACAUCAUCAAAUAAGAAUGAUCCUCGUCUUGCUAAUGCAACAACAUCACAAACAUCGCAAUCCCAAGCAGCAACAACAGCAUUAGCAGCGAUGGAAUCAGUAAAUUCAAAUGUGACUAGUACCGGUAAUAAAGAAGAACGUGAAUCGAUUUCAAAUGCUGUUGCAUCAUUACCACCAGCUCAAAUGUUUGAAUUAAUGAAACAGAUGAAACAAUGUAUUGAAGCAAAUCCAAACGAAGCUAAAACACUUCUAUCAACAAAUCCUCAAUUAGCUUAUGCUCUGUUACAGGCACAAGUUGUAAUGAGAAUAGUUGAUCCUCAAGUAGCUAUGGCAUUAUUAAAUCGUACUGAUAAAGAUGUUAUACCAGCUCCUGCUGAUGUUAAAAAACAAACAUCAACUACUACACAAUCAACAGCAGCAGUUACUGCUCCACUUCCUCUUCCAGUUACAGGCAAUCCAAAUGCUCCAUUCCCUUUUUCAGUUAUUCCAGGUGCACCAUUUUCAAUGCCUAUGAUGGCUCCUAAUGCUGCUAGUGCACAACAAGCUGCAGCUGCUGCUCUUUUUCAAGCAGCUCUUCUUUCAGGUGCUGGAAUGUUUCCUGGUACAUUAAUACCACCACCUAUGUCUCAUGCUACACCAUUUCCACCUGUUCAACCAUCAUUUCCACCUCAAUUAAAUCCUUUAGCACCACCAAUACGCACACCAAAUCUUGAUGAGAAUGCUGCAUUACUUCUAUUACAAUUAGAUGAUGCUCAAUUAGCUCAAUUACCACCAGCACAAAGUAUGCAAAUUCGAUCAUUACGUGAACAAAUUGCUAAAACUGGUUUAUUACCUAAAAUGUAG
Messenger RNA from Adineta steineri, 1197 nucleotides. Lineage: Eukaryota; Metazoa; Rotifera; Eurotatoria; Adinetida; Adinetidae. The record is from the annotation of a GenBank genome assembly.